This is a messenger RNA of Daphnia pulicaria, 2207 nucleotides long. It is a transcript of the gene SdhA, whose product is annotated as succinate dehydrogenase [ubiquinone] flavoprotein subunit, mitochondrial-like. Gene Ontology annotation, molecular function: electron transfer activity; succinate dehydrogenase (quinone) activity; flavin adenine dinucleotide binding. The transcript has 10 exons. NCBI's taxonomy places the organism in Eukaryota, Metazoa, Arthropoda, Branchiopoda, Diplostraca, Daphniidae. Gene Ontology annotation, biological process: tricarboxylic acid cycle; mitochondrial electron transport, succinate to ubiquinone. Bases 125 to 2113 code for a protein of 662 amino acids. The record is from RefSeq and is a predicted model, not a curated record.
CUAUUUUCUAUUCAUUUCCUUACGUAACAUACUUUCACACGAUCAAUUUGGAUAUCCAAAGAGUUAGUCAAAAACGCAGUUCUCGUCAUCGAAAGAGGUUUCAAGUUUACCUCUCACUUAAAUUAUGGCUAACAUUUUGAAGCUCUCACUGGAAUUGGCUGGAAAGGUGUCCUCUCCUUUGCUUAAUGCAAGGCCAGCUGUGAUUGGCAACCGUAAUUUCCACUUCACCAUUGAUGGACGCAAGGAUUCUAAUGUUGGAACAAGCCAGAUUUCCCGAGACUAUCCAGUUGUUGAUCACACCUAUGAUGCAGUUGUUGUUGGUGCUGGUGGUGCUGGACUUCGUGCAGCUUUUGGUUUGGUUGAAAAAGGAUUCAAAACAGCUGUGAUCACAAAGCUGUUUCCCACUCGAUCACACACUGUUGCUGCCCAAGGUGGAAUUAAUGCAGCUCUGGGAAAUAUGGAAAAAGAUGACUGGAAGUGGCACAUGUAUGACACUGUUAAAGGCUCAGAUUGGCUUGGAGAUCAAGACGCUAUCCAUUACAUGACCAAAGAAGCUCCUCAUGCAGUUAUUGAGUUGGAGAACUAUGGUAUGCCUUUUAGCCGCACCCAAGACGGCAAAAUCUACCAGAGGGCUUUUGGUGGACAGUCCUACAAUUAUGGCAAAGGUGGACAAGCUCACAGAUGUUGCUGCGUUGCUGAUCGUACUGGCCAUUCUCUUCUUCACACCUUGUACGGCCAGUCUCUUCGCUACGAUUGCAAUUACUUCGUCGAAUACUUUGCUUUGGAUCUGUUGAUGGAGGAAGGCGAAUGCCGUGGCGUGAUCGCUCUUUGUUUGGAGGACGGAUCCAUCCAUCGUUUCAGAUCCAAGAACACUGUUCUCGCUACCGGUGGUUAUGGUCGAACCUUCUUUUCGUGUACUUCUGCUCACACUUGCACUGGUGACGGUAACGCAAUGGUGUCUCGUGCUGGACUUCCUCUUCAAGAUUUGGAGUUCGUUCAGUUCCAUCCUACUGGAAUUUACGGAGCUGGAUGUCUCAUUACCGAGGGUUGCCGUGGAGAAGGUGGUUACCUUAUCAACAGCGAAGGCGAACGAUUUAUGGAAAGAUACGCUCCAGUGGCUAAGGAUUUGGCCUCACGUGACGUCGUUUCUCGUGCUAUGACUAUUGAAAUUCGUGAAGGACGCGGUUGUGGCCCCGAGAAGGAUCAUGUAUACCUUCAGCUUCAUCAUCUUCCUCCACAACAGUUGGCUGAACGCCUUCCUGGUAUUUCUGAAACGGCCAUGAUUUUUGCCGGCGUUGACGUCACUCGUGAGCCGAUCCCGGUGUUGCCUACCGUCCAUUACAACAUGGGUGGCGUUCCCACGAACUUCAAGGGCCAGGUUAUUACGCUCAAAGAUGGAGCUGAUGUUAUUGUACCUGGUUUGUACGCUGCUGGAGAAGCUGCCUGCGCAUCCGUGCACGGUGCUAACCGCCUGGGUGCUAAUUCUUUGCUCGAUUUGGUCGUUUUCGGCCGAGCAUGUGCCCUAACUAUUGCCGAAGAGAACAAGCCAUCCGAAACUAUCGGAAAAUUGAGUCCGAACGCUGGCGAAAGUUCCGUGGCAAACUUGGACAAGCUUCGUUUUGCCAAUGGUAGUGUCACCACGGCCGAACUUCGUGGCAAGCUGCAGAAAACUAUGCAGAAUCACGCAGCCGUCUUCCGAACUGGAGACGUUUUGGAAGAGGGAUGUAAGAAGAUGUCUGAUCUUUGGCCAUCAUUGCACGACAUCAAGGUGGCCGAUCGCGGCCUAGUCUGGAAUUCUGAUUUGGUUGAGACCCUUGAGCUCCAGAACCUCAUGUUGAACGGCAUUCAGACCAUCUACAGUGCCGAAGCUAGGAAAGAAUCCCGCGGUGCCCAUGCCCGCGAAGACUUCAAAGACCGUAUCGAUGAGUACGACUUCAAGAAGCCGAUGGGAGGUCAACAGAAGCAACCUCUAGAGCAGCACUGGCGCAAGCACACACUCUCCUGGUGUGAUCAGGAGAAAGGGGAUGUCACUCUGCAAUACCGCCCCGUCAUUGAUGAAACAUUAGACGAGAAAGAGUGUGCGUCGGUUCCCCCCGCAUUGCGCGUGUAUUAAAAAUACAACUUUUAAAUUCCUGUAUCUAUCGCCGUGUUCCGAUUGUAGCCACUGAAAAUAGACUAAUACAUUUUACUGAGGUGUUCUCGACAAA